AAGUCCUGCUGCUGGUGUGUUUACCCUGCUGUUGCUGCUGUUGCUGUUGCUGCUGCUGCUGCUGCUGCUGCUGGCCGGAGCUCUGGAGGCUUUUACAGGAGCAAACUCUGGAUAUUAACCCCGCUGUCAAGGCUAAAUUAAUGAGAGAGAGGCGAGCGUGGAGUCCGCUUCUCAAUGGAGAUACUUCGGUUUUCCGCUUUUUGGUGUGGAACGAUACUCUUUGGUAGUAUUCUGCUCGAGGAGGCGGCGGGUGAGUUUCAACACCGAGGGGAAGAAGUUCAGUCAGAGCUGCGUUUCAUCACAGCAACUUCAGGAGAGUCCGCAAGUCAGAGCGCCACAAAGUCACCAAGUGCGCACUUUAAAGGAAAAGAAGCCUCCAUUAUGAAGAUACGAAGGUUGUGCAAGUUUUGUGAUGUGCAGGCGAGCAGCUGCACAGGUAAAGGCAACUGCAUGGUGGAGUGUGAGAAAACUGCCAUCUGCGAACAAGAUGGACAAGUGUGUGUUAGUAUUUGGAGGAAGAAAGAUGACAAUGUCACCUUUGAUACCGUGUGUCACCACCCAGCUCAGAAGCUGUACGGCCUGGUCCUGGAGGAUUACAACAACACCAAGUGUGAAAUGAAAGAGAAGAAAGGCAUGGGCUCGCAGUUCUUCAUCUGCUCCUGCAAUGAGGACGAGUGCAAUGAGCGCAUCUUUUUUAACUCGAAUACGGAUUCCCAGGUGGUGGCUGUGAUCUUAGUCAGUCUGGUGCCUCUUCUGGUCUUGGCUGUCAUCGUCAUCGCUUCAUUCUACUGUUAUCGGGUCUACCGCCAGCGUCAAGCCCACUCUAAGCGUAAGAAGAGUCCACUAGACUUCAGCGAUGCUCACGCCAUCAUCAUAGACGAAGAAGGUUCGGACAGCAGCUCCACACACGCCAACAACCUCAACCACAACACCGAGCUGCUGCCCAUCGAGCUCGACGUCCUGGUCGGAAAAGGACGCUUUGCAGAAGUUUACAAAGCCAAGCUGAAGCAGGGCUCCUCGGUCAGCGAGGAGCAGGGCUUCGAGACUGUAGCAAUUAAGAUUUUCUCUUAUGAGGAAUACGCCUCGUGGAAGAACGAGAAGGAUAUUUUCUCAGAUGCAGAUUUGAGGCAUGAGAACGUGCUUCACUUCCUAACAGCGGAGGAGAGGAAGGUGCAGAGACAGUACUGGCUGAUCACGGCUUACCAGCCACGAGGAAACCUCCAAGAGUUUCUGACUCAUCACAUAAUCAACUGGCAUGACCUCUGGCUGCUGGGGGGUUCGCUUGCCCGUGGAGUGGCGCAUCUUCACAGCGACCACACCACCUGCGGCCGCUACAAGGUUCCCAUCGCACACAGGGACAUUAAGAGCUCCAACAUACUGGUGAAAAGUGACCUGACCUGCUGCCUGUGUGACUUUGGCCUCGCACUCCGGCUGGACAACACUCUGUCUGUGGAUGAGUUGGCCAACAGCGGCCAGGUGGGUACAGCCAGGUACAUGGCCCCAGAGGUACUGGAGUCCAGAAUCAACCUAGAAAACAUCGAGUCCUUCAAACAAGCCGACGUUUACUCCAUGGCUCUCGUACUGUGGGAGAUCAUCUCCAGGUGCAGUGCAAUUGGAGAGGUGAAAGAGUACGAGCCACCUUUUGGGAACCUGAGGGAACAUCCAUGUGUGGAGAGCAUGAAGGACAGCGUUCUCCGAGACAGAGGAAGACCCGAGAUCCCCAACAGCUGGAUCAACCACACCGGCAUCCAGACGGUUUGUGCCUCCAUAGAGGACUGCUGGGAUCACGACCCGGAGGCCCGACUCACAGCCCAGUGUGUCGCCGAGCGCUUCGACGACAUGGAGUACCUGGACAAGCUGUCAGACCGCUCCGACUCAGAGGAGAAGAUCCCUGAAGAGAUCUUUGUGGUGGAUGAGAAGUAGACGCUGGACAGAAACGCUGCCCCCCUCAGGGCAGCCGAAGCAUUGCAGCCGGUGGAGGGAGCUGCAGAGGAUGCACGGUCGGCACAGUUCAGCACAGAUGAGCAAACUGGAAAAUCAAGUCGAACAAAACGAACUGUCUCCAGAGGCGAGCUUACACAGGAUCAGGAUCAAGUCAUGAGCAAACAGGGAGAUGACAUUAUUAAGCUUUUUAACCAAAUACUAUUUGCACUUUAUAAAUAUCUAUGCACACCAAAUUCUAUAUAUUCCAUUUCAUUUUCUGUUUUGACAUUUCAGGUAUAGGAAGUAAAGGGACUGCACAUAUUUGUGAAGCCAAAAGGGAGCAAUAAUGUAAAACUUUGAGACAUGUAGUAAUACUAAUACCCCCCAAAUAGUCUAUUCAGCCACUCGGUCUGUUUUCCCAGGUGGUUUCAGAUAAAAGUCAAAGGGACUAGAUGACAGAAGAUUCAAGGUGCAAGUAGAAUUUCUGGUUUGAAUGGGAGUUUUUUGUUAGAAAAACCAGAGACUUAUUCAAGGCAAUAAUCUGCAGGGAAAGCUGAUUUAUCUCCAGGACUAGGAAGUGCAAAAUAAAGACAGUGGAAUCAGCCUGAAAGGAAAAGGAAACAGAUAUACAGUAUAUGUCUAUGUCUAUAUAUAAGUGUGUGUGUGUGUGUGUGUGUGUGUGUGUGUGUGUGUGUGUGUGCACAUAUUACUCAGAGGACUCUGAAAAGUCUGUUUUUAUCAGACCAAGAGGAAAAAAGGAAUAGAGAUGUGUAUAAAGGACUCUAAACUGGAGCAUCCAGCCGCUGCCUUUAUGUUAGAAAAGCUGAACGUCUUUGUUUUUUUACAGAGGAGAGAAUUCUGAUCCAAAGCUCAGAAAUGAUAUCUAUCACAGUCAUUUUGUAUAAAAGUGUAAAGCCAUUAUUAAAAGUGUUAUUGUACA
Messenger RNA from Amphiprion ocellaris (clown anemonefish), 2863 nucleotides. Its product is annotated as TGF-beta receptor type-2-like. Gene Ontology annotation, biological process: heart development; transforming growth factor beta receptor signaling pathway; cellular response to growth factor stimulus. Gene Ontology annotation, molecular function: transforming growth factor beta binding; activin receptor activity; type I transforming growth factor beta receptor binding. The transcript has 7 exons. Gene Ontology annotation, cellular component: plasma membrane; signaling receptor complex. The coding region runs from base 175 to 1923 and encodes 582 amino acids. NCBI's taxonomy places the organism in Eukaryota, Metazoa, Chordata, Actinopteri, Pomacentridae. The record is from RefSeq and is a predicted model, not a curated record.